UGUGUGUGCUUUGGGUACAUAUAAUGAGAAGGGAGGAGGAGGAAGCUUGAGAAGCAAUUGCUCCGCCAGUGGGCGUUUUCUGGCUGCUGCCGGAGCGUCCAUGGGAGGCACUGCAGUGAUUUUAUCCGCUGCUUUUGAGCAUCCAUCGAACAACAUAUAUAUCAGAGAGCAUAGAAAACACACAGAGCCCAUAGGUAUACUCGCUCCCCCUCCCCCAACCUCCACAACUGGAGAAGAGGAGUCCUUGUUCCAUUCGGGAGCCACUGCUGGACCAGCCCCGACAGACAUCAUCAUGUCUGUCCCUUCCACCUAGAGAGGGGGAUGAAAAUGUGAAGAUUUUACUGGGCGGGGAACCGAAGACAGGAGAGGGGGAGAGGCACCCCCUCCCCCAAACCUUUCGCAGUGGUUAGCCUGGAAAGCUCCUAGCGGGGAGGGGAGCAUAGACGGAGAGAGGCGCCUGGCUGCGUCCCUGGCUUUUCGCUCCCCCACCUCGCGGCGUCUCUAGCAAACGUCCUGCCUCGAACUACCGCGAAAAAGGGAGGAGGGUCAUGUCCAACCCCGAGAAGCAGCUUUUAUCCCGCCCCCAGGCCCCUCUGUCUGCAGACGGGAAAAGGCUCAGAUCCGGCCACUACCGACUGCACUCGGAUCUCGGCGGCGGCGGCGGCAACGGCCAGGGCGGGGACGGUUCUAGCGCUCCGAAGGUUGGGAACGCCCGCGGUUUCCCCUUGCUUCUGGCCCGCGCAGACCUGGGCACAGAUUGUCCGGGCCCCGGCGCCGCUUGCUUCUCUUCGUGCGGUACUCGCGGCGGCGGCGGCGGCUGCAGCAGUCGUAACGGCAGCGGGGUCGUCCCUCGAUCUCCUUUCUCCGUUCCCUCUUCCUCCUCCCCCUUUCCGUCCUCUUCUCCAUCUUCCUUUUACUUCUUGCCGCCCCCGCCUCCCCCUCCUCCUCCUCCUCUUCUCCCCUCCUCGUCUUGCUUUCACCUCCCAGCGGGUCUCCAAGGAAGGGAGGCAGCAGCAGCAGUAGCAGCAGCAAGAGGAGGAGGAGGACGUAGAGGAGGAGGAGAUGUUGGAGGAGGAGGAGGAAGAGGAGAAGAAACAGCUCCCUUGAUCGUCCACCCGAGCAAUAGUAGUAGCAGUAGCAGCAGCAGCGGCAGUGGCAGCGGCAGCAGGAGGCGGCGGCUGUUUUUCUCUCCUCCUUCCCUCCAGGGUUUACUGCUCCCAGUCGGCCCCCGGCUGCAGCAGCAGCAGCCGCCACCACCACCGCAGCCACCUCGGCUUCUCCUUUCCUCAGCCUCCUGCAGCCUGUGGUCCUACAAUUUCCUCGGCGCUGCAGGCGCUGCCGGCGCCGGCGGUGGGGUCGGAGGCGGCGACCGGGGUUACACCAGCAGCAGCCGCAGCAAAAUUCAGCGGCGGCAGCAGCGGCAGCAACCGCCUAGAGGCUCCUUCUUCUUCGCUGCCUCCUCCCCCUUGUCACUAGGGUCAGACAUGGAAGAUGGAUCUUCUAGAAAUGCAAGCUGCUUUAGAAGGUUUACGGAGUGUUUCUUGAACCCGAGUCUGACAGAUGAAAAAGUGAAGGCCUAUCUUUCUCUUCACCCCCAGGUACUCGAUGAAUUUGUUUCUGAAAGUGUAAGUGCCGAGACAGUUGAGAAAUGGCUGAAGAGGAAAACCAACAAACCGGAAGAUGAAGGAGUUUGUAAUGAAAUCACCCGGUCAACUGUGACCCAGAAGACAUUGAAGUCAGACAAGAGAAUUGACAGACUAUCUCAGAAUCUAGCAAGGUCAGGUAUAAACCCACUGAGAUUGCCAUCAGACUCUCCAGGGAAACCUUUAAGUACCGGGGAUACAAACAUGCAAGGCGUUGUAUAUGAACUAAACAGCUAUAUAGAACAACGGUUGGAUACAGGAGGAGACAACCAGCUACUGCUCUAUGAAUUGAGUAGACUCAUCAAAAUAGCCACAAAAGCAGAUGGAUUUGCACUGUAUUUCCUGGGAGACUGCAAUAAUAGUCUAUGUAUGUUCACACCACCUGGAGUAAAGGAAGGAAAACCACGACUCAUCCCAGCUGGGCCAAUUACCCAUGGUACAACAAUAUCUGCUUAUGUAGCCAAAUCAAGGAAAACAAUGCUAGUAGAAGAUAUCCUUGGGGACGAACGAUUUCCCAAAGGUAUUGGACUGGAAUUGGGGACACGUGUCCAGUCUGUUCUUUGUUUACCAAUUGUCACCGCGAUUGGUGACCUCAUUGGUAUCCUUGAACUAUAUCGGAACUGGGGCAAAGAAGCUUUCCAUAUCUGUCACCAAGAGGUUGCCACAGCAAAUCUUGCCUGGGCCUCAGUAGCAAUACAUCAAGUGCAAGUAUGCAGAGGCCUUGCCAAACAGACUGAAUUGAAUGACUUCCUACUUGACGUAUCAAAGACCUAUUUUGAUAACAUAGUUGCAAUAGAUUCUCUACUUGAACACAUAAUGAUAUAUGCAAAAAACUUGGUGAAUGCAGAUCGUUGUGCACUAUUCCAGGUAGACCAUAAGAACAAAGAAUUAUAUUCAGACCUUUUUGACAUUGGGGAGGAAAAUGAAGGGAAGCCUGUCUUUAAGAAGACCAAAGAAAUAAGAUUUUCAAUUGAUAAAGGAAUAGCUGGUCAGGUGGCUAGAACAGGGGAGGUCCUUAACAUCCCAGACGCCUAUGCAGACCCACGCUUUAACAGGGAAGUAGACCUAUACACAGGUUAUACUACACGGAAUAUUUUGUGUAUGCCUAUUGUGAGUCGAGGGAGUGUAAUCGGCGUUGUACAGAUGGUAAACAAAAUAAGUGGAAGUGCCUUCUCCAAAACUGAUGAAAACAACUUUAAAAUGUUUGCAGUCUUUUGUGCUUUAGCCUUACACUGUGCUAAUAUGUAUCAAAGAAUUCGCCAUUCAGAGUGCAUUUACCGAGUAACUAUGGAAAAGCUUUCCUAUCACAGCAUAUGUACUGCAGAAGAAUGGCAAAACCUCAUGCAUUUCACAGUCCCAGCAAGCCUCCACAAAGAAAUUGAAUUGUAUCAUUUUGAUAUCAGUCCUUUUGAGGAAAUGUGGCCUGCCAUUUUUGUCUACAUGGUACAUCAGUCCUGUGGGACAGCCUGCUUUGACUAUGAAAAGUUAUGUCGUUUUAUUAUGUCUGUUAAGAAAAACUAUCGACGAGUUCCUUAUCACAACUGGAAACAUGCAGUUACUGUGGCACAUUGCAUGUAUGCCAUACUUCAGAAUAAUCAAGGGCUUUUUACAGAUCUAGAGCGAAAAGGACUUCUGAUUGCAUGCCUAUGUCAUGACCUGGACCACAGGGGAUUCAGUAAUAGCUACCUUCAGAAGUUUGAUCACCCUUUGGCAGCUCUCUAUUCCACCUCAACCAUGGAGCAGCACCAUUUUUCGCAGACAGUAUCCCUCCUACAGUUGGAAGGGCACAAUAUCUUCUCCUCUCUGAGCUCCAGUGAAUAUGAGCAGGUGCUGGAGAUCAUCCGCAAAGCCAUCAUCGCCACAGACCUUGCUCUGUACUUUGGGAACAGAAAGCAGUUGGAGGAGAUGUACCAGACAGGAUCGCUAAACCUUAAUAAUCAAGCACAUAGAGACCGGGUAAUUGGUCUAAUGAUGACUGCUUGUGACCUUUGUUCUGUAACAAAGCUGUGGCCAGUUACAAGAUUGACAGCUAAUGACAUAUAUGCAGAGUUCUGGGCUGAGGGUGAUGAAAUGAAGAAAUUUGGAAUACAGCCUAUCCCUAUGAUGGACAGAGACAAAAAGGAUGAAGUACCUCAAGGCCAACUCGGCUUCUACAAUGCUGUAGCGAUUCCCUGUUAUACUACCCUUAUGGAGAUCUUUCCCCCUACUGGACCCCUGCUCCGGGCUUGCAGGGAUAAUCUUGGCCAAUGGGAGAAAAUAAUUAGAGGAGAGGAAAGUCUUAUAUGGCUUCCAAACCAGACAGGAACUCCAGAGACCUCUAGCUCACUGCCUUUGAAGAUUGAUCAACAAUGAUUAUUAGUUUUUGCCUGAAAGCUUCAUCCUCAUCCCUCUCUUUUUUAUAUUAUUUUAUUUUAUGGAGGGAGCAUGAAACAGAAAAAAAAAGCCACACCUGCUAAGUGGGACAACCUUUUCAAGGAAAGUAACAUCAAGGAGAUAUCUCAACGGGAUGACUACCUACCAAUCUCAUCUGUGAUGUACUGUAAACAGUGAGAAAUGAGGACUACUCAUGUUUUGGGAUCAGCUGUCCAAGUAAACUCCAUAUGACUUGCAAAGUGGCCUUUUCUUAGGGGCUUUUGCUGAAGCCUUAAUUUAAAACUGAAGAAAAUCAUACCACGGGGGUACUUUUUAAGCUGUAGCUUUCUAGAGAAGGUUUAAAAUGGUACUUUAAUUGUAUUGUUCUUUGGCAGGCUUUCACAAUGAUGUUGCUUGGAAGUUCUUGGUUAUGAAUAGGAAUUUUUACACAUUACUAUGGUGAAUGUGUUUAUGUGUGAUCUACUUAUAAUCAGUUUGACCUCUAGCAGAAAACCUAAGCACUACAGCUGUCACUGAGGCUCCAAUACAUGGAGUUUCUUUCUGCAGUCAAAAGUGCAACCAGUUUCCAAGUUCAGAGCUCUAAAACCCAUUUUAAUCAGUGAUUCCAGCUGACUGUUGCAUGCCAGGAGUUGCAAGUUAGGAGAGCUUACUUUCGAGAUCAUCCACUUUCUUUUUUCUAAAUACCAAAACUUAGGUAGAACCUUGAACAAAGUCUUAUUCACUUCAUAGCAAACCUAGAAAUAAUUUAUUUUUCCUUUUUUUUUAAGUGGUACUAGAGAAUCAAUUCAUCUGGCCUUCUCACCUGAAGGUUCAAAUUUAGUGGGUGUAUUGAGAACAGAAAAAAGAAGGAAAGGGUAUAAUUUCCAACCAGCUUGCCCUGUUGAUCACAAAUGUAUUCUCUUUUAUAGUGAGAGAAUCUUUUUUGUAACCAGUUUCACAAAUGUCCAUUUUCAGACACAUUUCCCAACUCAAAAAAUACUCGUGCAAAUGGUCUCCAAAUGCCAGACAUUUUUUUAAAUUCACCUACUGAUUUACUGAUAACCAGAACUUUUGAUCCACAGCUUGCUUUGCCCAUUUGGCAAUCUUCCUGUGAGACAAUAGUAAUGCCCAUGUAUUUCUAUCAACAUGUACUCAUGGGAGCAACACAGAAGAGCCACAGAUACCUGUUUCCUUAUUACUACAUAACAGUUUUGUAACCAGACUUCCAAGUGGAAAGAUCCAUAGGUUUUGGUGGCACAUUGUUAUAUAGUCUUUUGUUGAAUUGAAAAUCACUGUUCAUGAUGCCAGUUAAGAAAAGAAAGCACAACUCCAAAACACUUUGGACCAGAUCUUGUGUGAUUUUUGAAUAGUUUACUAAGGGGGUAUUAGCCAAACACUUUGUGAGUGCUGAGGGACAUGAGUUAUUAAAGAUGCUGAGAAAACAAUUAGCACAAUGCUACAAGCUGACCCAAAAGGGUCAGCCUGCUUCUAGACCUGACAGGCUUGCUUAAAGUAAGUAACAUUCACCUAAAAAGAAAUCGGAGUAUUUAUUUUAAUUUAAUAAGUUUUAAAAUACUCUCUUUAUAAUAUGAAUUACACUCACAUUUUCAUAUGUAGAGGAGCUUUGUGUAUUAAAAGUGGAAAAACAUAACUUUGUAGAAAGACUUAGAAGGUUAUUGUGAAAGUAAUGAGAUGGAGUUCACAAGUUGCCCAUGAAAAUCUGUCUCAUUGCCAUAUUACUGAGCCACCUCCCCAUUUGUUGGUUUCUGAACCUCACUUUCCAAUUCUCCAGUCUCCAAGUCUCUCUAGAAUUCCCAUUCCUAGUUCACCUGUGGAAUCUAUUUCCCAUAAACCAAAGGAAACACAGGAGCACCACUGUGAUUACUGUGAUUAAAGAAACAAAAUUGAUGUGUUAAGAAGAUGAUAAAAUCCAAUUUAUUCUUUGAGAAGAGCUGUUUUAAAAUUUAUGGGAAAUUUAUAAAGUCUGAAAAGGGAUUGUAUCAAAAUUGAGAAAAGCCUUAAGUACAAAGAGUAUCAUGUACAUAAGAAAGCUUUGUAACAGCGUCCUACAAGAGGGCUUCACUCCUCCAGGAGUAAUUUAGUGAUUUUUGUCAUCAAGAACCAAUAUUAACAAAGAAGAAUUCCUCAAAGUAUUGUAUUUGAAUUAAAAGCUACUGAAGGAAGCAAGUUGAUUGUUAUCUCUCAAUCUUAGAAAAAUUUGGCUAUUUCUCUUUCUGACAGUCAAUACUGAAAAUAGUCUUAAUCACUUUGCUGUAGGUAGCACGGGCACUUCUUAGGUAGAGAAUCUCAUCGGUAGCUAUGAAAUCUAGAUUUGGCUGUUUGUUAGCUGAUUCUUUGCAGAUACUUUCCCAAGAGAUAGAAUUUGGCAAAAAACCAAAUGAUAAAUUGAAUACUACUUUAGGGCAUUCCAGACUACCAAGGUCUCAUAGGCUUGUCAAAAAAAAUUUUUUUUAACUCAGAUACUGUAAUAUUUGGUUAACAUGUUUUGGAAAAAAAGCAGUCCAGGGGUGUUUUCAUGCUUUGCCAGAUGUUGUCCCAGUACUUAACAGGCAGGCUUGCUGAUCUGUGUUUCCCAUCUUUCUCUCAGCUCUUAAAGGGCAUUGCAAUGCCUGUAGCCAGCCAGAUGCCUUUUAUUACCAGAAGUUUUGAUGUGCUUCUCUGUAGAGGAAUACUUUCUAUUUGGCCAAUUUUCCCUUGUGGAAUUAAGGACAUUAUUAAGGACAUAGCUGUGGAUAUAUGGAGUGUUUCAAAGCUUGCAGAAAAUUAUAUUGAUUAUGAUGAGGUAUAAAUCAAGCAGUUUUCUUGUCACAUAGAAUGUAUCUCAUACUAUUUUUCCAGGUGUUGUAAAAUUUAUGGGUAUCCAUGCCAACUUCAAAUAUUAAAGUCAGACAGAAGGAAACCCUAAACUGAAAGAGAGCAACAUUAGCAAUUAGCCUUUGAGAGAGAAACCAGGAUGAAUUAAAUGUUUGCUCUAAAAGAAAAUGGAGCGUUUUCUGAGUAACAAUUGCUAAACUGCCUUAUUCAUCAACAGCACAAAACAAAACAAAAAAAAAAACCAAUUGAUUGUGAUCCCUGGGCCCAGUACAGUUUGACUUUACCUUUGAAAAUCCGAACCCACUUCUCUUCUUCAUCUCUACCUACUUGUCUAGCCCUGCCAUUAGUCUUCCACUCCAAAUGAAAAGGGAAAAAAAAUGUUUCUAUGAAUUAUUUCUACAGCCAGUGCCAGAGCUGCAAAAAAUCACAAUGAACUUGAAGCUAGAUUUUUGUUGGAAAAUGCCAUGCAUUCUUUGGGAUAUUUUUAAUUUGAAAUAACCAGGUCCUAAUGUAGUUUAAAAGCCACACUCAAGCACAUUCAGCACGCUGGUGCAUAAUAUUGAUAUUUGGUUAUCAUACCAUCCAAAGCAUGUUAAAGAAAGCUUUUUCAGCAGGGUCUGUAUAGAUUUGUGUUUGCAUAUUUUCUGAAGUGAUCUUACUUGUUAUUAAGAGUCCUAAUAGGGCCAGACUGUUCAUUCAUACUGCUCUCCCCAUUCUCCCCUCCCCCCCCAAAAAGCAUAACUCACAACUCUUCCCUACAACUUUACAUAUUCAUUAUGAAUGAAUGAAAAAGUAUUUAUAAACUAAUUUGUCAAGAACUGUGCUUAGCUGGCUGGGGAAUGCAAAUAGAAAUAAAUAGUCUCUUCUCUCUAGGAGCCUAUACUUUAAUUGGAGAAAAUAGCACAGAAAAGAUUGUGAGUUUGUAGAGAGAUAAAAAAGCCAGGACGUCCUAUGGGUACAGUAGUGAGGGCGAUGUCCAGGUCUAGGGUUCCUUAGACCACAUAUGUAGGUCCGAUACUACUUCCCAGGGUCUGUAGGGCAUAGAUGGUAAGAGAUGCAGGAACUUAGGGAAUAGUAACACAGUAAUAGGUGUUAUAAAGCCUGCUGGUGUUCCAUCUCAUCAGGAGGAAGACAGCAUUGAACACUCAUCUCACCCAUAAGCUGCCACAGCCCAUCCAAAGAAACUGUGUUCAACACUAACAAAAGCUUUUUAACGGGAUAAAAAUGGUUGUUUCAUGAAUAGGGUGAUUCUCUUAAUAGUCUUUUAUUUAACUUCAAACAUUCCUGUAUAUCACUUAUGAUUGUAAACAGUGGACUGGAGGCUAUUCAGACUGAGUAAAUUACGCAGAACUGUGACUUUAAUUAAGAUGUGAUCUUGUUGGGUUUCAGGUGUGCACAUAAACAUUAAGUUCUGAAAAUCUUAUAUUUCAAAUGCAGACACUUCUACUCCAUUCUGUUUGCUGACUAAUGCUUUUCCUUUAUUCACAGGCUAGAUAUGUGACAUAUAUUGCAAGUUAUUAGCCUGACCUAACAUCAUUGUAAGAUGCAGAUUAGCUGGAAUGUGCCAUCACUUGUGAUUUUGAGAAGUUUGGUCAUAGGAGGAGGUUGUGUUAUGUUUACAUUCUCACAAGUAUUACUUUUAUUCAUAAAGUACUUUUCCACUGAUGUCUUUUAACACGUUAGUCUGAGAGUAGUACUGUUGACAACCGAUGCAGGAUAGCCUUCACAUUCAUACUUGAUAUCCAGGUUCUGUGAAUUGCUAAAUGUAUUAGGGAGAUGAAAGUUGUUGCACUAUGAUAAAAAAAUGAAUUUUUUGAAAAUGAAUUUUUAUGAUUCUAAAUUAAGUAUAUCAAGGAAGUAAACCUUUGGGUGGGUGGAACAAAAAGACACUGGCUUUCCCACAAAUAUUGUUUGAACAAUUGGUUGUUUUAAAUUCCCACAUAGCAUUAUUUUCAUUCAAGUUCUAAUGUUCUUUUCUCCUCUAAAUCCACAAUGACAAAGAAAACGUUGUAAUGUGUAUUUGAGAGUUCUUUUUACCCCACAAGUGGUAGAAAACUGGCAUCCAAAAGCACAUUACACUCAAUUCAGCUGGUACACUGUGUUUACUGAAACUAACGCUGAAAGGGAAACACAGAAGCUGAAUUUGAAGAGAUUUUGGAGGAAUUUGAAGAGAAGAUGAUAUUACAUGUCAGUUUUCAGCUGAUAUAAUUAAAUUGUAUAUUUAUAGAAGCCUAAUUGGAGGGAUUUUGUUCCAGUUGUAAGCUAAAAUGUUAAAAUAUGUGUUAUUUACAUACUCUAGUAAGCUUGUUCUAAAACAUCAUGUUAAUUAUAUCAUGGCAUAUGGCACUGUAACAUUUAUUUCUUCUUGAGGCACCAUGAUACAAAGUGCUGUGAGAUGUCUAAAUAUCCUUUUUGUGUAUCCCAUCAGACAUUUGAAGCUUAUUUUUCCUUAUGUGUGUGGACUGUUCUAUACGUAAACUCCUUUACUUAGUUACUCAGCCAGAUUAAGUAAAAAUGUUCUGUAAUUUGUUCUAUAGAAGCCAUUUCUACACAAGACCCUCACUUGCUCACCAGACCUGUCCACUGAAAAUAAUGCCCUUGCCUAAAACACUGUGAUAUAGUUACCAUGAUGUGCAGUGAUACAGUACAUUCAUUCUGUCUGGAGACAGAAAAUUGCCACCCCUGUCCAAAUGAAUCCUCAGCCAGAAUUGAGAGUCCCUAUCCCAACCUAGCAAAGUAGAUCACAACCUGCUGGUGGUGGUCUACAUGCUGACCAAAAACUGUGCAUGGAUGUCAAAUUGGGUAUGUGAGGCAUCAAAAUAGAGAGAUGAAUAAAAAACUAUUUGGUGUGGUAGAUUGAUCUGUUUCUGAAGGUCUGUUGGGCUAGUCUAUCAAGGAGAAAGAACCUUAAGGUAACAACAUCCAGUUUUACUACAGUUCAUAACUUAAUGAGCUAAAAAUGAUUUUCUAUGUAUGACACAAAGAAAUCUUUGUACAAAAAUAUGCACAGUGCAAUAAUUUAAAAAGGUCUUAACUUUGCAUUUAUAAAUUAUAAAUAUUGUACAUGGUGUGUAAUUUUUCAUGUAUUCAUUUGCAGUCUUUGUAUUUAAAAGAAUCCUUUAUUGUUAUGUUUGUAUAAUAGAACAGUAAUCAUUUAUUAUGAUCUAGGCAAGUUGUAAAUAAAUUCAUAAACCAAA
Phascolarctos cinereus (koala) is the source of this 10027-nucleotide messenger RNA. The record is from RefSeq and is a predicted model, not a curated record. Lineage: Eukaryota; Metazoa; Chordata; Mammalia; Diprotodontia; Phascolarctidae.